AAGUAACGUUCCCAUCGUCACCGGAGCGGACCCUGAGAAACCCAUUGAUGUACUCGGAGUUCUCGUCCCAAGCAGCGGCGUGUUGUGGUUGACCCAACUAAAUCCCAAGUUUCGGGCGGGCCACAGGUUCGGGCUACCCAAGCCCCAGCUAAGAUCCCUCCGAGUUUCCGCCGCUACAUCCAUCCCCGGAUCUCUUGCGGUCCGACUUGGCCGGCGCUUGGUUUUUUCGUCGAAUGGGAGGCCUGUGCUCCUCGGGACGUCGCGAACAUCGUCGUCAUGGCUCUCCCGCUUCUUCCCCGGUAGUUGGACACGUUACGAAUCUCCCGCCGCCAAAUUUCCCUUCACCUCGUCCCCCUCCUUCCCUACCCCCAGCUCCAGACCCAGUGGCGGUUCCCUCCAACGACGGCAGCGGCGGCGGGAUCUCGGCGAAGGGGGAGACGAUGGCGGCUCUGCCGUACGCCCACGUCGACGGGAGCCUGCGAGCCCUCGCCGGGCAGGCCGAGGGCUUCGGCCGCCAUGCCAUCGGAGGCCUCAACGGAUCCGUCUUUCACGUCACGUCCUUGGCCGAUGAUGGAUAUGGUUCGCUUCGUGAUGCAUGCCGUAGAAAAGAACCCCUGUGGAUUGUUUUUGAAGUGUCAGGAACCAUCCACCUUUCGUCGUACUUGAGGGUAUCAUCCUAUAAGACAAUUGAUGGUCGAGGACAGAGGGUUAAGUUAGAAGGCAAAGGCUUACAGCUGAAAGAGUGCGAACAUGUGAUAAUAUGCAAUCUGGAGUUUGAAGGUGGUCGAGGACAUGAUGUUGAUGGUAUUCAGAUAAAGCCCAAAUCAAAACAUAUCUGGAUAGACCGUUGCAGUCUGCGUGAUUAUGAUGAUGGACUAAUUGAUAUCACCCGUGAAAGUACUGAUAUUACAGUUUCAAGAUGCCACUUCUCAAGGCAUGAUAAGACAAUGCUUAUUGGAGCAGAUAGCAGCCACAUAACUGAUAGAUGUAUACGGGUGACAAUUCAUCAUUGUUUUUUUGAUGGGACAAGACAGCGGCAUCCUCGAGUUAGAUUUGGCAAAGUUCACCUUUACAACAACUAUACAAGAAAUUGGGGCAUAUAUGCUGUUUGUGCCAGUGUCGAAGCACAGAUUGUCUCUCAGUGCAAUAUAUAUGAAGCAGGACAGAAGAAGGUGGUUUUUAAGUACAUGCCUGAGAAGGCAGGAGAUAGAGAAGAGGUGUCAUCUGGAUGGAUAAGGUCUGAAGGUGACCUAUUCCUGAAUGGUGCCCAGCCUUGUUUAUUACAAGAUGCUGGUGUGGAAUGUGUUUUCAGGGCCCAUGAACAUUACCCAGCUUGGACAAUGGAACCUGCAUCACCGGCUCUGAAGGAGGUUCUCCAGUUGUGUGCAGGAUGGCAGGCCAUGCCAAGGCCAACAGGGUGUUAGUACCGUGGGAGGUACCUGCAUCUAAAACACGUAUCAUAGAUAUACAAGUCCAUGUGUUUAUCAUAUGCACAUGGAAGUCUUUUGGUUUUGUAGCGGGUAUCCAUUUAGCUUGUGUUUAUAUAUUUAUGGAAUCUUGAAUGUUAACAUUACUUCUGCCUUGCCCAAAUUAGUUUGUGAUCUUUGCUAACUCAGCCUUUGACCUUUGUUAAAUCUGUUAUCUUUCGAA
Molecule: messenger RNA, 1650 nt
Organism: Elaeis guineensis (African oil palm)
Lineage: Eukaryota; Viridiplantae; Streptophyta; Magnoliopsida; Arecales; Arecaceae
Product: probable pectate lyase 4
Molecular function (GO): pectate lyase activity
Source: RefSeq, a predicted model, not a curated record